Molecule: messenger RNA, 1176 nt
Organism: Aspergillus fischeri NRRL 181
Lineage: Eukaryota; Fungi; Ascomycota; Eurotiomycetes; Eurotiales; Aspergillaceae
Gene: flbB
Product: protein flbB
Exons: 3
Coding region: 1-1176 (391 amino acids)
Cellular component (GO): RNA polymerase II transcription regulator complex
Molecular function (GO): DNA-binding transcription activator activity, RNA polymerase II-specific; transcription cis-regulatory region binding
Source: RefSeq, a predicted model, not a curated record
AUGAGCACAAACUUCUUUCAGUUUUUUGGAGGGCAGAAAAAGGUUACCCGAGAUGGCCAACCCGCCAAACGACGAGGUCCCAAGCCAGACAGCAGGCCUGCCUUGACACGACGACAGGAACUGAAUCGGCAGGCACAAAGAACCCACCGCGAGCGCAAAGAGCAAUAUAUCCGGUCCCUGGAAACUGAAGUUUCCCGACUCCGGGAGGCUUUCACUCAGGAGAUGUCUGCAGCGAACCUCGCCGUUGUCCAGCAUCGAGAAAUGCUGCAGACGGUGAACGAUGAGAAUGCGAUCUUGAAGGAACUUCUUACCGCACAUGGGAUUCAAUUUGAGGCGGAUUUGGAGCGUCGCAGGGCGGAACGACGGUCAGCAGGCCGAGGUUUCCAGUCGAGCCCGUUGGCCGGCAGUAGUGUGGUAUCUCAGGCGCCCGCAGCACUAGCAGCCUCCAACGGCAACACCUAUACCACACCACCAACCACAGUAUCGAACGUCUCGUCAGACUUGAGUCCUCUGGCGAUUGGGAUGGAACGGGUGGAAAUAUCCCCCACACACGAAAUCACUCCUCCACCCCCUAUUGCCAUGAUGACGGCUUCGUCGUGCGAGAUACCAGCCAAUCUCGAUCUAUCGGCCAUUGCUCGAAAUCAAGAACCUGUCCAGGCUGUUGGGGGUAUAUUCGAGGUGGACCCCCAGCUUCAGAUCGAUUUUAUACUCACAUUGGAAUCCCCUUGCCGCGAGCACACCGACUAUCUGUGCCGAAGAUCUGUCACCGAGGCAGAUGACGAGGACAUGCCGUUCUCAGGCCACGCUCUGAUGGCCACCUGCCCCCCGCCGAGUUACAUCGCCAACACAACGCCAGAGCAGGCCUAUCCACACAAAACCUACGAUCUUCCGCACGCCAACCUAACAACUCUACUCAAUCUCAGUCGACAGCUCGUGACAGAGGGGCAGAUCACCCCAAUCAUGGCGCUGCAGUGUCUGAAGAACCACGAACUGUACCGCACCCUGACCAAGGAUGAUGUCAAGGUCAUCAUCGAGACGCUCAACACCAAAGUACGAUGUUACGGCUUUGGAGCCGUUGUCGAAGACUUUGAGCUCAUGGACUGUCUAAGCAGUGUCCUGGGGUCCAAGGUGGAUACCAGGUUCUCCUGCGCGGGCGACGAUACGAUGUACUCGUGA